AUGGAAAACCGCACGUUCUCGCUGUAUUGCUGCAGCCAAGGGCUUAUGCCUUCUUCAAAAAAGUUCUUCAUAGCAGUUCUUACCUUCAUCACCAGCCUCGCUUUUUUUCUUCAAUGCGAAUUUCAGUUCCAGGAUACCCUCAAGCUCUUCCUGAUCCACGUCGAUCUUGGGAAUUUUUGGAUCAGUCCGAUUAGGAGCAAGUGCAACGACAACACGAUUUUCACAGGGACUGAUUACACAAAGCUUCAGAACGAGCUUCCUCUUCGCCUCCAGAACAUUCCCAAUCUUUGUCCUCCCGCCAGUCCAUAUUUGAAAGUGCCUUACGCGCAGAACAUCUCCCAGUUCACAGGCCAUUUCCAUUCGCCGCGAAACUGUACCGCCCGUCAACGAACAGCCAUCAUCGUGCCUUACCGAAAUCGUCCCGAACAGCUUCAAUCGCUCAUCGAACAUAUCAAUCCUAUUCUCAAACGCCAGCAGCUGGAAUUUCAAGUCUUCAUCGUCAACCAGCUCGACAAUGGAGUCUUCAAUCGAGCGAAAUUGAUGAACGCUGGCGUAAAAUAUUUGAAGGAACAAAGCGGGAUUGCAUGGGACUGCUACAUCUUCCACGACGUUGAUUUAUUACUUGAGGACUAUGGCGGGUUGUACAAAUGUUCGAACGACCACCCGAGGCACUUGUCCGCCGCUAUCAAUAAAUAUCGUUACAAAACUCCGUGGAAAGGAAUUACUGGCGGGGUCAUGGCUUUCACUCCAGAACAAUUCGACAAAGUGAAUGGCUAUUCAAAUGAAUACUGGGGCUGGGGAUGCGAAGAUGAUGACAUGUACAUCCGCGUUGUUAGUGCAUGUCUCCGCCUCGAACAAGCUGAUUAUAAAUACUACCCUUACGACAUGCUUAUCCAUGGCUACGAGAAGGAGUACAAAAUUGGAACGACUUUUCGGUACACAAUGGUGACGCACGCCCAUGAAAGACUCGCUAGCGAUGGACUCUCGUCGAUCGAUGUGGCGUUAACGAAGUCUUCCGAGAAUGAAAAACUCACGGUGAUCGACGCUGAUAUCGGCAAGCCGCCUGUGGACAUCGAAAAUAAUUUUCGCAAGAAUUACAAUCUUCCAAAGCAUAAGACUUGUAAAAUCUCUCCUGUGCCAUUCUUUUUCCUUUGGGGAAGCAUGCUCACUGCCUUUCUUGCCGUCUUCGGUCUUUACCGACAUUUUCAGUCGAACUGGCUGUACGGCUACAAACGUAUCGUCGACGUAGAAUCCAUGUCGCUCACUUCAAAUCAAUCAUUCCAGCACAUGGAGUAA
Oikopleura dioica is the source of this 1296-nucleotide messenger RNA. Lineage: Eukaryota; Metazoa; Chordata; Appendicularia; Copelata; Oikopleuridae. The record is from the annotation of a GenBank genome assembly.